GCGCUAUGUUGAAGUUAAUCUUGGAUAUUUUCCAAAUGAACAGUGAAUAUUUUCCAACAUAACAGCAGGCAAAAGAAAGAUGUUUAUGGAUAUGUUUAACAUCGGAUAUACGAAGAAAUAAAAAGAAAAGCGCUUUAAAGAUAUCAGUGGAGGAACUGAAUCUCACAUACACGAACGUGCACACUAAUGAAUGAAUGAAUUUUUCAACUACUGUGUUUUGUUUGAUUUGCAUCGCUGGUCACACAUAGUUUUUACCACGUGAAUUUACCAGCACGAACUGGUUGUAUCUAGCGGAAAGUACUCAGCUUGUACAUAUUAUUUUACACCAUUAUUACAGAAUAGGUUGUUUUUAAGAUAAGUCUAUUACACCCAUCACUUUUUGAAAACAAAUAUGCCUGGAAAUAUUAAAGGACUGAAGGAACGUUUGAAAAAUGGUGAGACAAUACUUAUUGCUGAGGGUUACUUGUUCGUGUUUGAACGACGUGGUUACCUCCAAGCGGGCGCUUUCGUUCCAGAAGUGAUCAUUGAACAUCCCGAGCUAGUGAAGGAGCAGCACAGAGAGUUUGUACAUGCUGGUAGUGACGUCGUGUUGGCCUUUACGUACUAUGCUCACCGAAAAAAAAUGCAAGUGAUUGAAAAAGAGGCGGAGUUAGAAAGAAUAAACCGAGAAGCAUUGCGAAUUGCAAAAGAAGUUGCGGAUGAAUCGGGGAAACUUCUGGCAGGAAAUAUCUGCAACACUGGAGUUUAUGAGCCUGAGAAUCAAGAGUCGUAUGCAAAAACAAAAGCGAUUUUUAAGGAGCAGAUUGAGUGGGCUCUUGAUUAUGAUGUGGAUUUCAUUCUUGCCGAGACAUUCCCAACACUUGGAGAAGCUAAACUGGCACUGGAAGCAAUUCAGGAAUAUGGGAAAGGCGUUCCAUCUGUUGUUACAUUCAUCACUGCUGGAAAGAAUACUAUCGAUGGAGAAGUUGCCACUCUCGAUGGCUUCACGCUGCCGGAUGCUUGUAAACAAUUGGAAGAUGCUGGAGCUGAUGUCGUUGGCAUGAACUGCUGCAGAGGACCUAACACAAUGCUACCCAUCAUGGAGAAAGUGCGAGCCGUCUGUAAGGGGCACCUGGCUGCCGUACCUGUUCCAUAUAGAACGACACCAAGUGAGCCAACAUUUUUUAACUUUGUUGAUCCAAAAGAUGGCAAGAUGUGUUUCCCAACCAACAUGGAUAUUAAAUUCUGCAAUCGAAGCGAUAUGGUUGAUUUUGGAAAGCGGUGUCAGGAAAUUGGAAUCAACUUUGUUGGAAUUUGUUGUGGAAAUUCAGCUCACCUGACGCGUGCUCUGGCCGAGUCGUAUGGACGCACGCCCCCAGCAUCACGAUACUCAGCCAAGAUGGAGAACCAUUUCAUUUAUGGAACCAAUCCUUGCUUAGUUAAAUAUUAUAAUGAGCAGACACAGAAGCUGUUUUAGGGUUAAUUUGGUAUCAUUCAAUUAAUGCAUGGUUAAAAAAGUUGGGAACUAUAUAUAUAUAUAUGAUGAAGAUACGAUCUGUUGUGUUGUUUUUGAAAAUUAUUAGCUGUCUGCUGUUCAAUCGUUCUUUUGGCAAUAUAUAUAUAUAUAUAUAUAUAUAUAUAUAGAUAUAUAUAUAUAUAUUAGUGGUUAUAGGAAUUUUAUAUUUGGACCUGUCGAUUUAAUAGUGAUGCUAGUACAGUAUUGACAUUUAACUAUACAAUGACAAACAAGCCUAUUCAGUGCCGAUCACUUGAGCGUUGUAAGAGAAUUGGCAAUAAAUUCAAAAUCAUUGCACCACUCAA
Anneissia japonica is the source of this 1800-nucleotide messenger RNA. RefSeq names its product betaine--homocysteine S-methyltransferase 1-like. The transcript has 8 exons. Gene Ontology annotation, molecular function: methyltransferase activity; zinc ion binding. The record is from RefSeq and is a predicted model, not a curated record. Lineage: Eukaryota; Metazoa; Echinodermata; Crinoidea; Comatulida; Comatulidae. Bases 392 to 1456 code for a protein of 354 amino acids.